Molecule: messenger RNA, 795 nt
Organism: Triticum aestivum (bread wheat)
Lineage: Eukaryota; Viridiplantae; Streptophyta; Magnoliopsida; Poales; Poaceae
Exons: 3
Coding region: 154-795 (213 amino acids)
Source: RefSeq, a predicted model, not a curated record
UAUGCGGAUCGUUACCGGUUAAAGCUGAAGCCAGGUUGGACUCACGAGGAGUGGUCGGAGUUGGUGUCUGAAGACCCGGAGACUACAGAAGGUUAUCAUACCUUCAACACGGCUGUGAGAGACACCAGAGGGGCUCAUGUUGACUACGCACCGAUGCAUGACGAAAUGGGCAGAGAGUUGCUUCUGUGCGUCAACGAUGCCAAUGUUGCACUGAGUCAUCCACCUGGUGGUGCAUUAUCUGAGAGGACUCUUAGGAGCACGAUGGAGAAGUUCAAGAAGCGGUUCCAUAAGAUGGUAGCUAUGCUUUCUUGCCAUGGUGCUCAGUCCAGUGACGUAUAUGCACCAGGUAGCCGCGCCGCCAGAGCUAAUAAACGGCGUUAUGUCCAGAACGAAGAGGACAUAGAGGAGGAGGUCAAUGAAGAGGAGCCAGCACAUCAAGAGGAGCCAACACAUCAUGAUGAGCAUGAGUAUGAUGUAACACAUCAAGAGGAUCAUGAGUAUGAUGUUGAUGCUCCACAACCAUCACAGGUUACACAACCGACACAAGGCAAUGCCCGCUCUAGAAAAGGCAAAGCAAUAGCUAAGACACCGGGCCAGAAAGGUAGAAAGAAGAUAUGGAACACUCAAUUCCAUAGUCCGGAGUAUCCUCAUCAAUUUAUGCCUGCGGGAAUGCAAAGAUAUAAAUCGAACAUUGAUGCAGAGGCGGAGGAGGCUAGCGAAGAGGAGGAGCAUGAGGCUAGCGAAGAGGAGGAGCAUACACUUGCAGAUAUCGUGAAGAGAGGAAGGAAGAAGUGA